AGUUCAGCACCGCCCGAGUCAUUUGAUUCAACUGACGAUGAAAUGGGGAUCAGCCAGUCCGUGGGCUUUCCACCUGUCACAGGACCCCACCUCGUAGGCUGCGGGGAUGUGAUGGAGGGCCACAGCCUCCAGGGGAGUUUCUUUCGACUCUUCUAUCCCUGCCAAGAGGCAGAGGAGACCACGGAACAGCCCCUGUGGAUUCCCCGCUAUGAGUAUUGCACUGGCCUGGCUGAUUACCUGCAGUUUAACAAGCGCUGGGGGGGGUUGCUGUUCAACCUGGCCGUGGGAUCUUGUCGCCUGCCUGUUAGCUGGAAUGGCCCUGUUAAGACAAAGGACUCUGGAUACCCCUUGAUCAUCUUCUCCCAUGGCCUGGGAGGCUUCAGGACAUUGUAUUCAGCCUUCUGCAUGGAGCUGGCCUCCCGUGGCUUUGUGGUUGCUGUGCUAGAGCACAGGGACCAGUCAGCUGCAGCGACCUAUUUCUGCAAGCAAGCCCCAGAGGAGAACCAGCCUAGCAAUGAGUCACUGGAGGAGGAAUGGAUCCCUUUCCAUCGAAUUGGGGAAGGAGAGAAGGAAUUCCAUGUUCGGAAUCCCCAGGUGCAUCAGCGGGCAAGUGAGUGUACCCGGGUGUUGAAGAUCCUGCAAGAGGUCACUGCUGGGCAGAAUGUCCUCAACAUCUUGCCCGGUGGGUUGGAUCUGAUGACCUUGAAGGGGAGCAUCGACAUGAGCCGUGUGGCUGUGAUGGGACAUUCAUUUGGAGGGGCCACAUCUAUUCUGGCAUUGGCCAAGGAGACCCAAUUUCGGUGUGCUGUGGCUCUGGAUGCUUGGAUGUUUCCUCUGGAACGUGACUUUUUCCCCAAGGCCCGAGGUCCUGUGUUCUUUAUCAAUACUGAGAAAUUCCAGACGGUGGAGAGUGUCAAUUUGAUGAAGAAGAUAUGUGCCCAGCAUGAACAAUCCAGGAUCAUAACAGUCCUUGGUUCUGUUCAUCGCAGUCAAACUGACUUUGCUUUUGUGACUGGCAACUUGAUUGGUAAAUUCUUCUCCUCUCACGCCCGUGGGAGCCUGGACCCCUAUGAAGGUCAGGAGCUUAUGGUGCGGGCCAUGUUGGCCUUCCUGCAGAAGCACCUUGACCUGAAAGAGGACUAUGAUCAAUGGAACAGCUUCAUUGAAGGCAUUGGACCAUCACUCACCCCAGGGGCCCCACACCAUCUGUCCAGCCUGUAGGCACAAGUGGCAAUUUGUAAAGGUCACUUAAGCUGAAUUUCCAUUUGGGGGCUGCCCAGGGGCCCCCAUAACCUCCAGGAAGUGGUCAACAUGACUCUUUUUCAUAGAUUCAGAGGAUGUAAUCACACUGCUGAUUGGAUAGCUGGGUACUUUGAUCUUGCACUUGUUGAUUUUAAACUCACGUUGGAACUUGGAUCACUUACUGAUUGGCAAACCGACUCUCUGGGACCUGAUCCCUGAUGGUGUGGGGAACAAACAGUGGGGUGGGGCUGGGGGAGAGCCAGGCCCUAAGCUGAGCACUGUAGGCCCAGACAUGAAGACUCAGCCCAGCGAGUCUACUUCCUCGCCUUGGGCCAGUGUUGUUUCUGCAGUAGAAGAGGUAAAGCCAAAGGAUGGAGUGAAAAUCCUGACUUCAGGGCCUCGAGCCCAACCUGAGUCUAUGUCUUCCUGCCUCUCAACCUUCUUCUUCUCCAGGGCAACUUGGUGGAGUGUGAGCACUUUAGGCAACUUUCAAGGAUAUGUAUCAUCAACAGAU
Molecule: messenger RNA, 1756 nt
Organism: Galeopterus variegatus (Sunda flying lemur)
Lineage: Eukaryota; Metazoa; Chordata; Mammalia; Dermoptera; Cynocephalidae
Gene: PAFAH2
Product: platelet-activating factor acetylhydrolase 2, 40kDa
Exons: 10
Coding region: 43-1221 (392 amino acids)
Molecular function (GO): 1-alkyl-2-acetylglycerophosphocholine esterase activity
Source: RefSeq, a predicted model, not a curated record